This is a messenger RNA of Bursaphelenchus xylophilus (pine wood nematode), 2273 nucleotides long. The record is from the annotation of a GenBank genome assembly. Lineage: Eukaryota; Metazoa; Nematoda; Chromadorea; Rhabditida; Aphelenchoididae.
AUGAAUAAUAACGUCGAGUAUGUCCCUUACCAUCGGGAUAUCGGGAAUACCAACUUCCGUUUCAAUCUCUUGGAUAUCUCUCAUGUGGGAAGUGUUUACGCCGUGGGAGUGGGAUCACAUACCUCGGAUGGCAACAUCAGAUUGUUUGCAGACUUUCGUUAUGUCUGGAAUCAUUCGAUCCCGUACAAUUAUCCGUCAGUUCAAUCACAAGUCAUGAAUUCUCAUAGGUAGGUCUAAGUUAUUUAUUUGUUUACUUGUUUAGAGUCCAAAAUGUAAUCAAAGAGGUAGCGCAGGAAGAAGAAAUCAGUGUUAAGGUGAUCACUAAAAGAGCGUGGGGGUUUUACUAUGGCAUUAGAGCAGCAUAUUCAAAGAUAUGGACCAGAUUUCUUGGAUAUCUAAUGUUCAAGGUAUUCCGGAGAUUGAUGAAGGUGCUAUACGUCUCUCCGCAACAGCUAAUACAUGUCAAAGAAGCCGAUGAGGUACUUUUUACUCGUAAUAUCUUAUUUGCUUCUUUCAGUCAGGUGUCCCAGUUGUCUAUCUUCCAUUACAUCGGAGUCAUCUCGAUUAUCAGAUAAUCACGUGGGUCCUCUGGCAUUGGGGAAUAAGAUUUCCACAUGUGGCGGCUGGCGACAACUUGAAUUUGUAUGGAUUUGGGUAAGGCUAAUAAUGAAAUCAUCGUGUUUCUUUUAGAUGGAUGCUCAGAUAUACCGGAGCGUUUUUUAUCCGGCGAAGAUUGGAUCCGAAUGAUGAAUCCACAAAAGAUAAGCUCUAUCGAACAGUUUUGAAGACCUACCUUAUUGAACUUUUAAAAUCCGGUAUGAGUGUAGAAUUCUUUCUGGAGGGAACGAGAACUCGAAUGGGGAAAUCUUUACUUCCGAAGAAUGGACUCAUCUCCAAUGUCCUUGAAGCUGUUGAUUCGGGAGAAUUGAAGGAUGUAUAUCUUGUACCAACAAGCAUAACAUAUGAUGCUGUGGUCGAGGGGGUCUUUUACAAUGAAUUAAUGGGCAUCAGAAAGGUCCAGGAGAACUUUCUGGGAGUCAUCAAAGGAGUUUGGGAGAGUUUUAGCAGAACUAAACCAUGUGGCGUAGUCAGUAUUGAUUUUGGGCGACCACGUUUGUUGAGUGUAGGUCACGUUGUUCGUGAGAAGUUUCCUGUUUUAGACAGAACUGAAAAGAAUAACGAAGUGGAUGGAGACGGUAGACAUGCCCGAACUUGAUUAUGCUUCCAAUACUAAGUCAUACAGAGAACUUCUUCCUUGGUCAGACAACAGUUUAACCCAUCGAAACAAAGUCAGAGCAGUGGGAUACAAUGUUGUUUACAGUAAGAGUUCUUUACUUUAUGUUGUCCUUUUAGUGGCUCAACGACAACAACCAAUUCUUCUCUCCAGUCUUCUAGCCACCUUAUUCUUAUGCAAAUAUCGCACAAAGAAAGUCGAAUUUCAUGAAAUUAUGACUGAUAUGGAGAGAUUAUCUAAUGAGAUUCAAAGUCUUGGCUUUGAGAUUCUCGGAUGGACUCCAGACGUCAAAAGCUACCGUGAUCUCAUCAUUGAAUUCAACAAAUAUUUUGAAAAUUGUCUGGUUAUUGAAGGAGAAUUGGUGCAGAUCAUCGAUUCACAUCAAACUUUUAUUACUCUAGCCUAUCACAAGAACGCUUUGUUACCUGUUUAUUGUUUAAUUUCUGUUGCAGGUGAAUCAGUUUUAAGGUUUUUAUUCCUUUAUAGCCCUGUUGAAACACAAACCAGCGGAGAAUGGAGAUGGAGGGAUCUUGACCAAGAGAAUGAGUGCCAUCUGUGCAAUUUUACGAUACGAAAUGUUAAUUUGCAGUGUGGGUAUGAAUGGAAUAACAUUUUUAUGAUUGUAGCCGUGCGGAAAAAUGCAAGAUCACAUCAAAAGUUCGAUUAGUUUUUGGAAAGCAGGUAAAAGUGCCUUCGAAAGGUCGUUCUACCAAAACAUGAUAACCCCUUUCCUGAUGACUCUCAAAUAUGUGGCCUCUUAUGUAAAGGAGUGUCAUGAAAAAUGUGCAGAUGUGGCUGGUAAGUGUUUUGCUUAUAGUAAUCUGUAGUUAUAGACAACACGUUUAUCCGCGAUUUGGUCCAAGUUAUGGCUUGUGAUCCCAAUCUCAAAAUGCUUGAAGCAGCUAAUUCUGAAUCGAUCUACAAUUCUUUGAAAGCGCUAAGAGUAUGGGGUUGUCUAAACGAACACCGGAUCGAACCUGUCAGCGAAUAUCUGAUAAAUCAAAUAAUUAGAAAACUAGACUCCCUCCUGGAUGCAUAA